Molecule: messenger RNA, 1560 nt
Organism: Pipistrellus nathusii (Nathusius's pipistrelle)
Lineage: Eukaryota; Metazoa; Chordata; Mammalia; Chiroptera; Vespertilionidae
Source: the annotation of a GenBank genome assembly
AUGAUAGAGAGUGACAUCCCAUCCAUAAUGUCAGGAAUGAUUCGGAACUCAGGGCCGAGCCAUCACCCCUCUCCUCCGCAGGAAUACAGGCUCCUGGCCGCGCCCGGCGACGAGGACCUCCCUGGGGACCUGCAGUCGCUGUCCUGGCUCACGGCCGUGGACGUGCCCCGGCUGCAGCAGAUGGCGAGUGGCCGCGGGGGCCUGGGCGGCCCCAGUGCCCCGCACCCACACCCAGGUUCCUUGGCCGGGGUGGCUGACCUCCACGCGGGAGCCACGCCGGGGCCCCUGCUCCACGGCCCGGCGGGCGUGGCCCCCCCAGGCGUGCUGGGCCUGGGCCCCGUGGCCAGCCACAGAGCCGGCAUGGCCCAGUUCCCCGUGGGGGGGCAGCCCCCCUCCGGCCUGCAGGACCCGCCGCAGAUGUACCCUCUGGCUUCCCAGCCGCAGUGCCCGCUCGCCCGCGGCGCCCAGCAGUGCCCGCCCGUGGGCCUGUAUGGCUCCGCGUUCGGGGCACGACCUCCCUACCCCCCACCCCGCAUGGCUGUGCAUUCAUCCCAAGAGCUGCACCCCAGACACUACCCCAAGCCCAUCUACUCCUACAGCUGCCUGAUCGCCAUGGCCCUAAAGAACAGCAAGACUGGCAGCCUGCCCGUGAGCGAGAUCUACAGCUUCAUGAAGGAGCACUUCCCCUACUUCAAGACGGCGCCGGACGGCUGGAAGAACUCGGUGCGGCACAACCUGUCCCUGAACAAGUGCUUUGAGAAGGUGGAGAACAAGGCGGGCGGGUCCUCGCGCAAGGGCUGCCUGUGGGCCCUCAACCUGGCCCGCAUCGACAGGAUGGAGGAGGAGAUGCACAAGUGGAAGAGGAAGGACCUGGCCGCCAUCCGCCGGAGCAUGGCCCACCCGGAGGAGCUGGACAGGCUGAUCUCGGACCGGCCGGAAAGCUGCCGCCGCCCUGGCAAAGUGGGGGAGCCCGAGGCGCCCGUGCCAACCCACGCCACCACGGCGGCCACGGCCCACGGCUGCCUGGCCGCCUCCCAGCUCCCGCCCCCGCCGCUGAUGACCCUGUCCCUGCAGUCGGUCCCCCUGCACCACCAGGUCCAGCCCCGGGCACAUCUGGCCCCGGACUCCCCCGCCCCGGCCCAGACCCCACCCCUGCACGCCCUGCCGGACCUCAGCCCCGGCCCCCUACCCUGCCCGGCCGCGGGCAGGGCCCCCGUGGACUUCAUCAACAUCAGCGCCGACCUGAACCCCGAGGUGGACGCCCUGGACCCCAGCAUCAUGGAUUUUGCUCUGCAGGGGAACCUCUGGGAGGAGAUGAAGGACGAGGGCUUCAGCCUGGACGCACUGGGGGCAUUCGGAGACUCCCCCCUCGGCUGCGAGCUGGGGGCCCCGGGCCUGGCCCCCGUCUCCGGCAGCAGCGACCAGCCCUUCCCGGACCUGCAGGUGACGGGUCUGUACGCGGCGUACGCGGCCCCGGACAGCGUGGCCCCGGACGGCGUACUCGCCUCCUCCUCUCAGUACCUGGGUGCCCCCGGCAACAAGCCCAUCGCCCUGUUGUGA